Acytostelium subglobosum LB1 is the source of this 1398-nucleotide messenger RNA. RefSeq lists its product as hypothetical. The record is from RefSeq and is a predicted model, not a curated record. Gene Ontology annotation, molecular function: phosphoglucosamine mutase activity; phosphomannomutase activity. Lineage: Eukaryota; Evosea; Eumycetozoa; Acytosteliales; Acytosteliaceae. Gene Ontology annotation, biological process: carbohydrate metabolic process; peptidoglycan biosynthetic process; UDP-N-acetylglucosamine biosynthetic process. Bases 1 to 1398 code for a protein of 465 amino acids. The transcript is spliced from 2 exons. Gene Ontology annotation, cellular component: cytosol.
AUGAGCUUAAUUAGAACUAUAUCAGGUGUUAGAGGUGUAAAUGGUGUUACAUUGACACCAAACAUCAUUGUAGAUCAUAUCGUUGCCUUUACAAGAUUGCUUGAGUCACCACCUUACAAUCAAUCACAAAAGACUAUUGUUGUUGGUCGUGACUCUCGUGUAUCUGGUCCAUGGAUCGAAAUGUUGGUCAAUGGAACAUUGGUAUCAUGUGGAUACCAUGUCAUUCAUAUCGAUAUUGCAACCACUCCAACUGUCCAAUUCAUUGUACAACAAACCAACUCGUCCGGUGGUAUUGUAAUCACCAGUAGCCACAAUCCAAUCGAGUGGAAUGGAUUGAAGUUUGUUGGACAUGAUGGUUUGUUCAUUUCACCAGAGGGUUGUGAGAGAUUGUUCCAACUGGCCGACCAGAAGGCCCCAAUCGAGAGGUUCGCCACAUACGACAAGCUUGGACACGUCACCAAGAGGUCUGACUCCAACCAGAACCAUCUGGACGCCAUCUUUAAGCUGCCCUACAUCAACUUGGACAAGAUCCGUCAGAUGAAGUUCAAGGUGUGUCUGGACAGUGUCAAUGGUGCAGGUGGUCCCAUCAUGACCUCCUUGUUGAAUCAGCUGGGCUGCAGCGUCCAUGGAAUCAACAUCGAGCCAACUGGCGUCUUUGCUCACACGCCCGAACCAGUGCCCGCCAACUUGGGUCAGCUAUGCGAGUCGGUCAAGCAGCAGGGUGCGGACUUUGGUAUUGCCGUCGAUCCAGACGUUGAUCGUUGUGUGUUCAUCGAUGAAAAUGGCCAGCCACUGGGCGAAGAGUACACUCUGGCGUUUGCCGUUGAGUUUAUGCUUGGAGAGGUGGGACGCAAGGGCGUCGUCUGCAAGAAUCUAUCAUCAUCUCGUGUCCUCGAUGACAUUGCCAAGAAGUACGGCUCCACUGUGGUCUGUGCACCAGUCGGUGAGAUCCAGGUUGCCCAGCGUAUGGUCCAACAGAACGCCGUCAUUGGAGGUGAGGGCAACGGUGGUGUGAUGCUGCCAGACAUUCACAUUGGACGUGAUGCACCCGUGGCCGCAGUGUUGGCCCUUCAGCUUCUGGCCAACCGUUGCGCUCGCAAGAUCUCACAGUUCAAGGCCACUCUGCCCCAGUACGAGAUCGUCAAGUUGAAGGCAGCCAUCGAGGGAUUGGACCCAGACGCAAUUCUCUCGGCCUACAAGACACAGUACAGAGGCAAGGAGGGCGUGAUCGUCAACGAAGAGGAUGGUCUCAAGAUUGAUGCUCCCGAGUGGUGGGUCCACUUGCGCAAGUCAAACACCGAGCACAUCAUUCGUGUGAUUGCCGAGGCCAAGACCGUUGAGGAGGCUACAGCAAUUGCCAACAAGUUUAUUCAAGAGAUUGAGUCCAGCAGGAAAUAA